AUGGCCUCCCGACGCGAGCUUGACAUUGUUGUCAUCGGGGCGAGUGGUUACACCGGCAGGCUCGUGGCCGAAUACAUAACCCAAAAGCUGCCUACAAACACCAAAUGGGCCAUUGCUGGACGCUCAGAGACCAAGCUCAAGUCCCUUGUUGAGUCUCUUAAGCAGCUCAACUCUAACCGUACGCCUCCCACCGUUAUCACCACUGGCAAGCUCGCAACCCCUGAGCUGCUGCCCCUCGCCAAGAGAACCCGUGUACUUCUCAAUGCUGUUGGUCCGUACCAUCUCUACUCGACUCCCAUCGUCGAGGCUUGCGCCAAGUCUGGCACCCACUACAUCGAUGCAUCUGGCGAGACUCCCUGGAUCAAGUCUAUCAUUACCCAAUUCGAGUCUGCGGCGAAGUCGUCUGGCGCCCUUCUCAUUCCAGCCGUCGGCCUCGAAUCCACUCCUUCCGAUCUGAUCGCUUUCAAAGCCACUCAGCUCAUCCGUAAAGUUUGGGACUGUGGCGUUAUGGAUAUGGUCGGCAGCAUCCAUGAGCUCAAGACCUCUGGCGCAUCCGGCGGCACUAUGGCUUCAGGCCUCAAUCUAUUCGAUGCCUUCUCUGCCAGCGAACUACGCCAAGUGAUGUCCGAUCCGUACUGCCUCUCUCCAAGUCACCUGCGUCCCUACACCAAAGAGACCAUCUAUCCACGCAACCCCGAACCCAACACCUACUCGCGCACAGCUUUCCAAAAAUGGACUGGCGCGUGGUCCUAUCCCCGCCUCGGCGCGCUCACCACCUCCAUUACCGCGCGUCCCAACGAAGCUGUAGUCCACCGCUCGGCUGGCCUAACGCCACUCUUCUACGGUUUCAACUUCUCCUACGAGGAGUACAUGGCCGUCUCCUCUCCGGUCGUCGGCAUGAUUAUCCACUUUGCCAUCGCGCUACUAUCUCUCCUGCUCGCCUUCCCGCCCACGCGCUUCAUCUUCAAGCUUCUAGCUCCGUACAAACCAGGCUCGGGCCCAAAGAGCGAAGCUGGCAAGUCCGAUGUACUGGAGCUGCGCGGCGUGGCGGUAGCGGAGCAGCUGGCUAAGGUGCCGCGAAAGGCGUUGGCCGUGUUCCGCUACGAGGGAGGCAGCAUGUAUGACUUGACGGCCCUGCUGAUGGUGGAGGCUGCGCUGGUACUGCUGGACCCGAAGCAGGAAGGGGCGUUGAAGAACAGGUUCAGUGGUGGUGGGUUCAUCACCCCCAGCUGUCUUGGGGACGAUUACUGUGAGCGGAUUGUGGAUGCAGGCGUGAGGCUGGAUGUCAAGCAGAUUGGAGAUGUGGGCAGUAAAUAA
Molecule: messenger RNA, 1317 nt
Organism: Cyphellophora europaea CBS 101466
Lineage: Eukaryota; Fungi; Ascomycota; Eurotiomycetes; Chaetothyriales; Cyphellophoraceae
Exons: 1
Coding region: 1-1317 (438 amino acids)
Biological process (GO): glycolipid biosynthetic process
Cellular component (GO): lipid droplet; mitochondrion; plasma membrane
Source: RefSeq, a predicted model, not a curated record